GUUCGUUUGUGUCCACCCAAUGUGUCGGUGCCACUUGAUCCCUCCCACAGCAAAGAGAAAUGCACUACAAAUAUGCGACAAAAGGUGUACUGCACAACAGACAGGGCUCCUACUUAUUGAAGUGAGUGACAAAUGACCGUAUACGACUGGUGUGUGGGUGUCAUGCCUGCCACAUCCACACACACACACAUCCACACACACCCACACCCACACCACGCAACAUCCACUCCUCUCUCAGUCCAGACAGCACACAAGCACACCACACCCAUGAUAUGAACCCUGUUCCCCUCCGGUUAUUGUUUUCUUCCCCGUGUGGCAUGUACAUGGUGAAGUCAAAAACAAGAACACAGUUCACAAUGCACUGACACCACAAGCACACAAGCACGCCACACCCGAUAUGACAUAAACCCGGCUGGCCCUUCUCCCUUGCCCCUCCCCCGCGCGCGUAUCCAUCUACAUGGUGAAGUCAAAAACAAAAGCACAAUUAAUUCGCAAUGCACUCUCUCUCAGCCCAGACAGCACACAAGCAAAGCGUACCCGAUAUGAUAUGGAACCGGUGUCCCCCCAACCCGCGUGUCUUUCUGCAUGGUGAAGUCAAAAACAAAACACAAUGCACUGACAGGCUGACAAAGGGCAGGACACACACCGCACCAGACGCCCUCAGACUAUGCAGUGCAGACGCAUCACACACACAACAAGGAAGGCUCUAGACACACAUACACACAAUAAACACACAUGUAUGUCUCUCUCUGCAAUCUUAAUGAAAGAACAGUGACGCACACACCACACGCAGACGAGUGGCUCAAUCGAACCGGUGGCCUGAAAGAAACCAACACACAGACAUGGACGCCCGGUGUCCUUCAGUCUCACUUACAUCAGUCAUGGUGGUGGUGAUGGUGGUGGUGGUGGCGGUGCCCACGGCGCCAGCGACCACGACCCCAGCGACCACGGCCCCAGCGACCACCACCCCAGCGACCACGACCCCAGCGACCACGACCCCAGCGGCCCCUAUGACGAUGGCCGUGGUGGUGAUGAUGGCCCGAAUGACCACGACGACCCCCACGACGACGGCCUGCACACGACAAAAACACAGAACCGAGGGAUAGGGAUGAUGCUCAGUGUCUGUCUGGUCAGAACAACGGUGGGAGUAUUGCAUGUGGGUGCUGACGUCGCUGAAGGGCACGCAGGUUGCCCGACUUCAGAGGCUCGUCCUCCGCCUCAUCCUCGUCAUCGUCAUCAUCCUCAUCAUCGGCCAGAUCCGCCUCGUCGGCAUCGACCAGGGCGUCCUCCUCGUCGUCGAGCAGCUCAUCCACAGUCGCCAGGGCAUUGUCAGAUUCAUCAAGAGCAACAACAGUGGGAGCAGCAGUCGUGGCGGAGGGUGGCUGGGCCAUGGUGGCUGAGGGCGUCCAAACCGCCACCAGGAGAGCGGCCAGGGCCAAGAGCGUCAGGCGCGAGAAGAGAGCCAUGGAUGAUAACAGACAAUCGAGCAGGCGGGAUUGACAGAUGGCAAGAGUCGGCUGAGGCAGGAGUGGAUAGAUGGGAGAGAGAGCCAAAACGAAUGGGAGGGGAGGGAUGGCUUCGAAGUUGU
Vitrella brassicaformis is the source of this 1588-nucleotide messenger RNA. The record is from the annotation of a GenBank genome assembly. NCBI's taxonomy places the organism in Eukaryota, Vitrellaceae.